Messenger RNA from Condylura cristata (star-nosed mole), 14839 nucleotides. It is a transcript of the gene HERC1, whose product is annotated as HECT and RLD domain containing E3 ubiquitin protein ligase family member 1. Bases 21 to 14408 code for a protein of 4795 amino acids. The transcript has 76 exons. NCBI's taxonomy places the organism in Eukaryota, Metazoa, Chordata, Mammalia, Eulipotyphla, Talpidae. Gene Ontology annotation, molecular function: ubiquitin-protein transferase activity; protein binding. The record is from RefSeq and is a predicted model, not a curated record.
GGCUGAAUACUAAAAUCAACAUGGCAACUAUGGUUCCACCAGUGAAACUGAAAUGGCUUGAACACCUGAACAGCUCCUGGAUUACAGAGGACAGUGAAUCUAUUGCUACAAGAGAGGGAGUUGCUGUGCUGUAUUCUAAACUGGUCAGCAAUAAGGAAGUAGUACCUUUGCCCCAACAAGUUUUGUGCCUCAAAGGACCACAGUUGCCAGACUUUGAACGUGAGUCUCUUUCAAGUGAUGAGCAGGAUCACUAUUUGGAUGCUCUUCUUAGCAGCCAGCUAGCACUAGCGAAAAUGGUAUGUUCAGAUUCCCCAUUUGCUGGGGCACUUCGAAAACGACUGCUUGUACUCCAGCGUGUCUUUUAUGCACUUUCUAAUAAAUACCAUGACAAAGGCAAAGUGAAACAGCAGCAGCAUUCUCCAGAGAGCAGCGCUGGUUCAGCAGAUGUCCAUUCUGUCAGUGAACGUCCUCGCUCAAGCACCGAUGCACUAAUAGAAAUGGGUGUUCGAACUGGUCUAAGUUUAUUAUUUGCACUUCUAAGACAAAGUUGGAUGAUGCCUGUGUCAGGACCUGGUCUCAGUCUUUGCAAUGACGUUAUUCAUACAGCAAUUGAAGUUGUGAGCUCGUUGCCACCAUUAUCUUUAGCAAAUGAAAGCAAGAUUCCUCCAAUGGGCUUGGACUGCUUGUCACAAGUAACAACAUUUCUUAAAGGUGUAACUAUUCCCAAUUCUGGGGCAGAUACUUUAGGUCGCAGAUUAGCUUCUGAGUUGCUGCUUGGUCUGGCAGCUCAGCGAGGUUCUUUGCGGUAUCUUCUUGAAUGGAUAGAAAUGGCUUUGGGGGCUUCAGCAGUUGUAAAUUCCAUGGAGAAAAGCAAACUACUAUCAACCCAGGAAGGAAUGAUCAGCUUUGACUGCUUCAUGACUAUUUUGAUGCAAAUGAGGCGCUCCUUGGGUUCAUCAGCUGAUCGAAGCCAGUGGAGGGAACCAACCAGAACAUCUGAUGGCUUGUGCUCCCUGUAUGAGGCCGCUUUAUGUCUCUUUGAAGAAGUUUGCAGAAUGGCUUCUGAUUACUCAAGAACAUGUGCUAGCCCAGAUAGCAUUCAGACUGGAGAUGCUCCUAUUGUCUCAGAAACCUGUGAGGUUUAUGUUUGGGGAAGCAACAGUAGUCAUCAGUUGGUAGAAGGCACUCAGGAGAAAAUUUUACAACCCAAAUUGGCUCCUAGUUUCUCUGAUGCUCAGACUAUUGAAGCUGGACAAUACUGCACUUUUGUCAUUUCUACAGAUGGCUCUGUAAGAGCUUGUGGUAAAGGCAGCUAUGGUAGACUGGGCCUUGGAGAUUCUAACAAUCAGUCUACUUUAAAAAAGUUAACAUUUGAACCUCAUAGGUCCAUUAAGAAGGUUUCAUCUUCUAAAGGAUCUGAUGGUCACACUUUAGCUUUUACAACAGAAGGAGAAGUCUUUAGUUGGGGAGAUGGUGAUUAUGGAAAAUUGGGACAUGGAAAUAGUUCAACACAGAAAUAUCCCAAGCUUAUUCAGGGUCCUCUGCAGGGAAAGGUAGUUGUUUGUGUGUCUGCUGGAUACAGACAUAGUGCUGCUGUCACAGAGGAUGGUGAAUUAUACACAUGGGGUGAAGGAGACUUUGGAAGAUUAGGUCACGGUGAUAGCAAUAGUCGUAACAUUCCAACGUUAGUAAAAGACAUUAGCAAUGUAGGAGAGGUUUCUUGUGGCAGCUCUCAUACUAUUGCUCUAUCUAAAGAUGGAAGAACUGUGUGGUCUUUUGGAGGAGGAGACAAUGGCAAACUUGGUCAUGGUGAUACCAACAGAGUGUAUAAGCCUAAAGUAAUUGAAGCUUUACAAGGAAUGUUCAUUCGGAAAGUUUGUGCUGGGAGUCAGUCUUCACUUGCUUUGACCUCAACAGGGCAGGUCUAUGCUUGGGGCUGUGGAGCUUGUCUAGGUUGUGGUUCUUCAGAAGCUACUGCUUUGAGACCCAAGCUUAUUGAAGAACUGGCUGCCACAAGAAUAGUUGAUAUUUCUAUUGGAGAUAGUCAUUGUUUGGCUCUUUCUCAUGACAACGAAGUGUAUGCUUGGGGCAACAACUCAAUGGGGCAAUGUGGCCAAGGAAAUUCCACAGGUCCUAUCACUAAACCAAAGAAAGUGAGUGGCUUAGAUGGCAUAGCUAUUCAGCAGAUCUCAGCUGGUACAUCACAUAGUCUUGCAUGGACUGCUCUUCCUAGGGACAGACAAGUUGUUGCAUGGCAUCGACCUUAUUGCGUUGAUCUUGAAGAGAGUACCUUCUCACAUCUGCGUUCUUUUCUUGAAAGAUACUGUGACAAAAUAAAUAGUGAGAUUCCCCCACUUCCUUUCCCUUCAUCAAGGGAACACCACAGUUUCCUCAAGCUAUGCCUGAAGCUGCUUUCAAAUCACCUUGCUCUUGCACUUGCUGGAGGGGUAGCUACAAGCAUUCUUGGGAGACAAGCAGGCCCACUUCGGAAUUUGCUCUUUAGACUGAUGGACUCUACUGUUCCAGAUGAAAUCCAGGAGGUAGUAAUUGAAACUCUUUCAGUGGGAGCAACUAUGCUGUUACCUCCAUUGCGAGAACGGAUGGAAUUGCUUCAUUCUCUUUUACCCCAAGGACCUGAUAGAUGGGAAAGCUUAUCUAAAGGACAGAGAAUGCAACUAGAUAUCAUUCUGACAAGUUUGCAAGACCAUACCCAUGUAGCCUCCUUACUUGGCUAUAGCUCACCUUCUGAUGCUGCUGACCUCUCUUCCGUGUGCACUGGCUAUGGAAGCCUGACAGAUCAGCCUUAUGGCACACAGAGCUGCCAUCCGGAUACUCAUCUGGCUGAAAUUUUGAUGAAGACACUCUUAAGAAAUUUAGGAUUUUAUACAGAUCAAGCCUUUGGAGAACUGGAAAAAAAUAGUGAUAAAUUUCUACUUGGAACAUCAUCAUCGGAGAACAGUCAGCCUGCUCAUCUUCAUGAACUGCUGUGUUCCCUGCAGAAACAGCUUCUGGCAUUUUGCCAUAUCAAUAACAUCAGUGAGAACUCAAGCAGUGUGGCAUUGCUUCAUAAACAUCUUCAGCUCUUAUUGCCUCAUGCCACAGAUAUUUAUUCACGUUCUGCAAAUUUGCUCAAAGAAAGUCCUUGGAAUGGCAGCGUUGGAGAAAAAUUAAGAGAUGUAAUAUAUGUGUCAGCUGCAGGCAGUAUGCUCUGCCAGAUUGUCAACUCCCUGCUGUUACUACCUGUGUCAGUGGCUCGACCUUUAUUGAGUUACCUCCUCGACUUGUUGCCUCCUCUUGAUUGCCUUAAUAGACUCCUGCCAGCUGCUGCUCUUUUAGAAGAUCAAGAGUUACAGUGGCCUCUUCAUGGAGGGCCUGAACUAGUGGAUCCUGCUGGGCUGCCUUUACCUCAGCCAGCCCAGUCCUGGGUAUGGCUUGUGGAUUUGGAAAGAACAAUUGCUCUCCUUAUUGGGCGUUGUCUUGGUGGCAUGCUUCAGGGCUCCCCUGUGUCUCCAGAGGAACAGGACACUGCAUAUUGGAUGAAAACACCACUCUUCAGUGAUGGUGUAGAAAUGGACAUCCCUCAGUUAGAUAAAUGUAUGAGUUGCCUAUUAGAAGUAGCUCUUUCAGGAAAUGAAGAACAAAAGCCUUUUGAUUAUAAACUACGGCCUGAAAUUGCUGUCUAUGUAGACUUGGCAUUGGGUUGUUCAAAAGAACCUGCACAAAGUCUUUGGAUCAGCAUGCAGGAUUAUGCUGUUAGUAAAGAUUGGGACAGUGCAACUUUGAGUAACGAGUCACUCUUGGACACUGUGUCUAGAUUUGUUCUUGCAGCUCUUCUGAAACACACAAAUUUACUUAGUCAAGCAUGUGGAGAAAGCCGAUAUCAACCUGGUAAAAGCUUAUCAGAAGUGUACCGUUGUGUGUACAAAGUUCGAAGUCGUUUACUUGCUUGCAAGAACCUUGAACUUAUUCAGACCAGGUCAUCAUCACGAGACAGAUGGAUUUCAGAAAAUCAAGACUCUGCAGAUGUUGAUCCUCAGGAACAUUCAUUUACCCGGACCAUUGAUGAAGAAGCUGAAAUGGAAGAACAGGCUGAGCGGGACCGGGAGGAGGGGCAUCCAGAACCAGAGGAUGAAGAGGAAGAACGUGAACAUGAAGUGAUGACAGCUGGCAAAAUCUUUCAGUGUUUCCUCUCAGCCCGUGAAGUAGCUCGUAGCCGAGAUCGAGAUAGAAUGAACAGUGGGGCAGGGUCUGGGACUCGAGCUGAUGAUCCACCUCCUCAGUCCCAGCAAGAGCGAAGGGUCAGCACAGACCUUCCUGAGGGUCAGGAUGUGUACACUGCUGCCUGCAACUCUGUGAUCCAUCGCUGUGCCCUGUUAAUAUUAGGAGUAAGUCCUGUGAUAGAUGAGCUUCAGAAGCGAAGGGAAGAAGGACAGUUGCAGCAGCCAUCAACAAGUACCUCUGAAGGGGGUGGACUUAUGACCAGGAGUGAAAGUCUUACUGCAGAGAGCCGGCUAGUCCACGCAAGUCCAAAUUAUAGACUGAUCAAAUCGAGGAGUGAAUCUGAUUUGUCUCAGCCUGAAUCAGAUGAAGAGGGUUACGCACUGAGUGGAAGACGAAAUGUUGAUUUGGACUUGGCAUCAUCUCAUAGAAAGAAAGGUCCUAUGCACAGUCAAUUGGAAUCCCUGAGUGACUCUUGGGCUCGCCUGAAACAUAGCAGAGACUGGUUAUGCAACUCCUCUUACUCCUUUGAGUCUGAUUUUGAUCUUACCAAGACUUUGGGAGUUCACACUUUGAUUGAAAAUGUUGUAAGCUUUGUGAGUGGAGAUGUGGGGAAUGCCCCAGGUUUUAAAGAGCCAGAGGAAAGUAUGUCUACAAGUCCCCAGGCCUCUAUUAUUGCAAUGGAACAGCAACAGUUAAGGGCAGAACUUCGUUUAGAGGCACUUCAUCAGAUCCUUGUUCUGUUGUCUGGCAUGGAGGAAAAAGGUAGCAUUUCUCUGGCUGGAAGUAGGUCGAGCUCGGGCCUCCAGUCAUCUACGCUGCUCACAUCUGUAAGGUUACAGUUUCUGGCAGGGUGCUUUGGUUUAGGCACUGUUGGACUUGCAGGAGCCAAAGGGGAGAGUGGUCGAUUACAUCAUUAUCAGGAUGGAAUCAGAGCAGCUAAGAGAAAUAUUCAGAUUGAAAUCCAGGUGGCUGUGCAUAAAAUUUAUCAACAGUUGUCUGCUACCCUAGAGAGAGCUCUCCAAGCAAACAAGCAUCACAUCGAAGCCCAGCAGCGUCUCCUUUUGGUUACAGUUUUCUCCCUGAGUGUUCACUAUCAACCAGUGGAUGUUUCUUUGGCAAUUUCUACUGGUCUGCUAAAUGUGCUAUCACAGUUAUGUGGCACAGACACCAUGUUAGGACAACCCUUGCAGUUGUUGCCAAAGACUGGUGUUUCCCAGCUUAGCACAGCUUUGAAAGUGGCUAGUACAAGAUUGCUCCAGAUUCUGGCCAUCACUACAGGGACCUAUGCUGAUAAACUGAGUCCCAAAGUAGUUCAGUCCUUGUUGGAUCUUCUCUGUAGUCAAUUGAAGAAUUUGUUGUCCCAAGCUGGUGUACUGCUUAUGGCCUCUUUUGGAGAAGGGGAAAGAGAAGAGGGUGAAGAAGAAAAAAAAGUUGAUUCUAGUGGAGAAAUGGAGAAAAGAGAUUUUAGAGCUGCUAUUCGAAAACAACAUGCUGCUGAACUACAUCUGGGGGAUUUUUUAGUUUUUCUUCGUAGAGUUGUAUCUUCUAAAGCAAUUCAGUCAAAAAUGGCUUCCCCAAAGUGGACAGAGGUGCUUCUAAACAUAGCAUCCCAGAAAUGUUCUUCAGGUAUUCCUCUAGUUGGUAACUUAAGAACAAGGCUCCUCGCACUUCAUGUCCUUGAGGCUGUGCUACCAGCUUGUGAAUCUGGUGUAGAAGAUGAUCAAAUGGCCCAGGUUGUUGAAUGCUUAUUUUCUCUUCUGUCGGACUGUAUGUGGGAGACUCCCAUCGCUCAGGCAAAACAUGCUAUUCAGAUAAAGGAAAAAGAACAAGAAAUGAAAUUACAGAAGCAGGGAGAGUUGGAGGAAGAAGAUGAAAAUCUUCCUAUACAAGAAGUUUCCUUUGACCCAGAGAAAGCUCAGUGUUGCCUAGUGGAAAAUGGACAGAUUUUAACUCAUGGCAGUGGAGGAAAAGGGUAUGGAUUGGCAUCAACGGGAGUAACUUCUGGAUGUUACCAAUGGAAGUUUUACAUUGUGAAGGAAAACAGAGGUAAUGAAGGUACAUGUGUUGGAGUUUCUCGCUGGCCAGUACAUGACUUUAACCACCGUACUACCUCGGAUAUGUGGCUGUAUCGUGCCUACAGUGGUAACCUCUAUCACAAUGGUGAACAGACCCUGACGUUGUCCAGCUUUACACAAGGAGAUUUCAUUACCUGUGUAUUAGACAUGGAAGCCAGGACCAUUUCCUUUGGAAAGAAUGGAGAGGAACCCAAAUUAGCUUUUGAAGAUGUGGAUGCAUCAGAGCUGUACCCAUGUGUAAUGUUCUAUAGUAGCAAUCCAGGGGAAAAGGUGAAAAUUUGUGACAUGCAGAUGCGUGGCACACCACGAGACUUACUUCCAGGAGAUCCCAUUUGUAGUCCAGUAUCAGCAGUGCUGGCAGAAGCCACUAUUCAGCUUAUCCGUAUCCUUCAUCGAACAGACCGUUGGACUUACUGCAUUAACAAAAAAAUGAUAGAAAGAUUGCACAAAAUUAAGAUAUGCAUUAAAGAGUCAGGUCAGAAGCUAAAGAAGAGCCGUUCGGUUCAAAGCCGAGAGGAAAAUGAAAUGAGAGAGGAGAAGGAAAGCAAAGAGGAAGAGAAAGGUAAACACAGUAGACAUGGCCUUGCUGACCUCUCAGAGCUGCAGCUGAGGACACUGUGCAUGGAGGUGUGGCCUGUGCUGGCAGUGAUAGGAGGAGUUGAUGCUGGCCUUAGAGUUGGAGGUCGGUGUGUUCACAAGCAAACUGGGCGCCAUGCCACGCUGCUGGGAGUGGUCAAAGAGGGCAGCACUUCUGCCAAGGUCCAAUGGGAUGAAGCAGAAAUUACCAUCAGCUUCCCAACUUUUUGGUCGCCUAGUGAUACUCCAUUGUAUAAUCUGGAACCCUGUGAACCACUUCCGUUUGAUGUGGCAAGAUUCCGGGGACUGACAGCUUCUGUGCUGCUGGACCUCACGUAUCUGACCGGCAUUCACGAAGAUAUGGGUAAACAGAGCGCCAAGCGACAUGAAAAGAAACACCGACAUGAGUCUGAAGAGAAAGGGGAUGUUGAGCAGAAAACUGAUAAUGAAUCUACUUUAGAUAUGCGAACAGGUUUGCCAUCUGAUGAUGCCAAAAGUGUGGGUACCACAAGCUCCAAAUCAGAAAAUGAAAUAGCUUCAUUUUCUUUAGAUCCAACACUGCCAGGUGUGGAACCCCAGCAUCAAAUAACAGAAGGAAAAAGAAAAAAUCAUGAACACAUGUCUAAGAACCAUGACAUAGCCCAGUCAGAAAUCAGAGCAGUCCAGCUGUCCUAUCUCUACCUUGGUGCUAUGAAAUCACUUAGUGCUCUUCUUGGCUGUAGUAAAUAUGCUGAGUUGUUGUUGAUACCAAAAGUUCUGGCUGAAAAUGGUCACAACUCAGACUGUGCAAGCUCUCCAGUUGUUCAUGAAGAUGUGGAGAUGCGUGCAGCCCUGCAAUUCUUGAUGCGACACAUGGUGAAGCGAGCAGUCAUGAGGUCACCCAUAAAGAGAGCUUUGGGAUUAGCUGAUUUGGAACGAGCUCAAGCCAUGAUCUAUAAAUUAGUGGUCCAUGGGCUUUUGGAAGACCAGUUUGGGGGCAAAAUUAAACAAGAAAGGCAAAUGUUCUCUAGUUACCCAACUACUACUGUACUUCCCACACGUCGUGCACAGACUCCUCCAAUAUCAUCAUUACCAACUUCUCCUUCUGAUGAAGUAGGAAGAAGGCAAAGCUUAACUUCUCCUGAUUCCCAGUCAGCAAGACCAGCUAAUCGCACAGCCUUAUCGGAUCCAAGCAGUAGGCUUUCAACUUCUCCUCCACCUCCAGCAAUUGCAGUACCCUUGCUGGAAAUGGGAUUCUCUCUCCGGCAGAUUGCCAAAGCCAUGGAAGCCACAGGUGCUCGAGGAGAGGCUGAUGCCCAGAACAUCACUGUCCUUGCCAUGUGGAUGAUAGAACACCCUGGGCAUGAGGAUGAGGAAGAGCCCCAGUCAGGUAGCGCAGCUGACUCAAGGCAUGGAGCAGCAGUCCUGGGCAGUGGUGGGAAGUCAAAUGACCCCUGUUAUUUGCAAUCACCAGGAGACAUACCAUCAGCUGAUGCUGCUGAAAUAGAAGAGGGCUUUAGUGAGAGCCCUGAUAAUAUGGAUCAUGCAGAGAAUGCAGCUUCUGGAAGUGGACCGCCAGCUAGAGGUCGCUCAGCAGUAACAAGAAGGCACAAGUUUGAUUUAGCUGCUCGCACAUUGCUAGCAAGAGCAGCGGGGUUAUACCGCUCUGUGCAGGCCCAUAGGAAUCAAAGUCGAAGAGAAGGAAUAUCUUUGCAGCAAGACGCAGGGGCAUUGUACGACUUUAAUUUAGAUGAGGAAUUGGAAAUUGAUCUUGAUGAUGAAGCAAUGGAAGCUAUGUUUGGACAAGACCUGACCAGUGACAAUGAUAUUCUGGGAAUGUGGAUCCCAGAGGUACUGGAUUGGCCUACCUGGCAUGUUUGUGAAUCUGAAGACAGAGAAGAAGUGGUGGUGUGUGAACUGUGUGAAUGCAGUGUCGUCAACUUCAAUCAGCACAUGAAGAGAAAUCACCCAGGCUGUGGGCGUAGUGCAAAUCGCCAGGGCUAUCGAAGCAACGGCUCCUAUGUGGAUGGCUGGUUUGGUGGUGAAUGUGGGAGUGGAAAUCCAUACUAUCUGCUUUGUGGCAGCUGCAGGGAGAAGUACUUAGCCCUGAAGACCAAAUCUAAGACAACAAGUUCUGAAAGGUACAAGGGACAAGCUCCAGAUCUAAUUGGCAAGCAGGACAGUGUAUAUGAAGAAGACUGGGAUAUGUUGGAUGUUGAUGAAGAUGAAAAGCUAACAGGCGAAGAAGAGUUUGAAUUACUUGCUGGACCACUUGGUUUAAAUGACCGACGCAUUGUACCAGAGCCUGUUCAGUUCCCUGAUAGUGAUCCUUUAGGAGCUUCAGUAGCAAUGGUAACAGCCACCAACAGUAUGGAAGAGACCCUGAUGCAAAUAGGUUGUCAUGGCUCUAUAGAAAAGAGUUCUUCUGGGAGAAUAACAUUAGGUGAGCAGGCAGCUGCCUUGGCAAACCCUCACGACCGGGUGAUAGCUUUACGAAGAGUGACUGCUGCUGCUCAGGUUCUUCUGGCCAGAACCAUGGUCAUGAGAGCUCUGUCACUUCUCUCAGUUAGUGGUUCCAGUUGUAGCCUUGCUGCUGGUCUUGAAUCUCUGGGGCUUACAGAUAUCCGUACACUGGUUCGAUUAAUGUGCUUGGCAGCAGCAGGGAGAGCUGGCCUCUCCACCAGCCCUUCUGCCAUGGUGAGCACCUCAGAACGCUCACGAGGAGGGCACAGUAAAACUAAUAAGCCUAUCUCUUGCCUGGCUUAUCUGAGCACUGCAGUAGGAUGUCUGGCAUCGAACACUCCCAGUGCUGCUAAACUCCUGGUACAGUUGUGUACACAGAACUUGAUUUCUGCUGCAACAGGUGUAAAUCUGACUACAGUUGAUGAUCCAAUUCAGCGAAAAUUUCUACCUAGCUUUCUCAGAGGAAUUGCUGAAGAGAAUAAACUUGUAACCUCUCCCAACUUUGUUGUAACUCAGGCCCUUGUGGCAUUACUAGCAGACAAAGGGGCUAAACUAAGACCUAACUAUGAUAAGUCAGAAGUUGAAAAGAAAGGCCCUCUGGAGCUGGCUAAUGCCCUGGCAGCCUGCUGCCUCUCCUCCAGGCUGUCCUCACAGCAUAGGCAAUGGGCUGCUCAACAACUCGUGCGCACUCUUGCGGCACAUGACCGCGACAACCAAACUACUCCACAAACACUUGCUGAUAUGGGAGGAGACCUCAGAAAAUGCUCCUUUAUCAAGUUGGAGGCUCAUCAGAACAGAGUUAUGACUUGUGUUUGGUGUAAUAAAAAAGGUCUCUUGGCUACAAGUGGCAAUGAUGGCACCAUCCGGGUAUGGAGUGUUACCAAGAAGCAAUAUUCACUGCAACAGACUUGUGUGUUCAACAGAUUGGAAGGGGAUGCUGAAGAAAGCUUGGGGUCACCCAGUGAUCCAAGUUUUUCACCUGUUUCCUGGAGUAUCAGUGGCAAAUAUCUAGCUGGGGCUUUGGAAAAGAUGGUGAAUAUCUGGCAAGUUAAUGGAGGAAAAGGAUUAGUAGAUAUUCAGCCUCAUUGGGUUUCUGCCCUGGCUUGGCCUGAAGAGGGUCCAGCUACUGCCUGGUCAGGAGAGUCUCCAGAAUUAUUGUUGGUGGGACGGAUGGAUGGAUCUCUAGGAUUGAUUGAAGUUGUUGAUGUGUCUACCAUGCACCGCCGAGAAUUAGAGCAUUGCUAUCGAAAGGAUGUGUCUGUAACUUGCAUCGCUUGGUUCAGUGAAGACAAACCAUUUGCAGUGGGAUAUUUUGAUGGAAAAUUGUUAAUGGGAACAAAGGAACCACUUGAGAAAGGAGGCAUUGUUCUUAUUGAUGCACAUAAGGAUACUCUUGUUAGCAUGAAGUGGGACCCAACAGGUCGUAUUCUCAUGACUUGUGCCAAAGAAGAAACUGUGAAACUCUGGGGGCUAAUUUCAGGAUGUUGGCGCUGUCUAUAUUCACUCUGUCAUCCAUCUAUUGUAAAUGGCAUUGCUUGGUGCAGCCUUCCAGGAAAAGGAUCCAAAUUGCAUUUACUGAUGGCUAUUGGCUGUCAGAGUGGCUUAGUAUGUGUUUGGCGUAUUCCACAAGAUGCCACACAGACCAGUGUGACUAGUUCAGAAGGAUGGUGGGACGCAGAGUUAAAUUGCCAGGAUGUAUAUAGGAAAUCAGCCGGAGCCAAGUGUGUUUAUCAGCUGCGAGGACACAUCACCCCUGUCCGGACCGUUGCCUUUAGUUCAGAUGGUUUGGCCCUGGUGUCUGGUGGACUAGGUGGGCUCAUGAACAUUUGGUCCUUAAGGGAUGGCUCUGUCUUACAAACUGUUGUGAUAGGCUCUGGAGCUAUUCAGACCACAGUAUGGAUUCCAGAUGUUGGGGUAGCUGCUUGUUCAAAUAGAUCAAAGGAUGUUUUGGUCGUGAAUUGUACAGCAGAAUGGGCUGCUGCCAAUCAUGUUUUAGCAACCUGUAGGACGGCACUGAAACAGCAAGGUGUUCUGGGAUUAAACAUGGCUCCCUGCAUGAGAGCAUUUCUGGAGAGGCUACCCAUGAUGCUUCAGGAGCAGUAUGCCUAUGAAAAGCCUCAUGUGGUUUGUGGUGACCAGCUUGUCCACAGCCCAUAUAUGCAAUGUUUGGCUUCUCUUGCUGUGGGACUUCAUCUAGAUCAGUUAUUGUGUAACCCACCAGUGCCACCACACCACCAAAACUGUCUCCCUGAUCCUGCAUCCUGGAAUCCAAAUGAGUGGGCCUGGUUAGAAUGUUUCUCAACCACUAUAAAAGCUGCUGAAGCACUAACUAAUGGAGCACAGUUUCCAGAAUCUUUUACUGUUCCUGAUCUAGAACCUGUUCCAGAGGAUGAACUUGUAUUCCUAAUGGAUAACAGUAAAUGGAUUAAUGGCAUGGAUGAACAAAUUAUGUCCUGGGCAACUUCUAGACCCGAGGACUGGCAUCUGGGAGGUAAAUGUGAUGUCUACCUGUGGGGUGCUGGCAGGCAUGGACAGCUGGCAGAAGCUGGAAGAAAUGUGAUGGUGCCUGCAGCAGCUCCGUCAUUCUCUCAGGCUCAACAGGUCAUAUGUGGUCAGAAUUGUACCUUUGUCAUCCAGGCCAAUGGCACAGUAUUAGCUUGUGGAGAAGGAAGUUAUGGCAGAUUGGGACAAGGAAAUUCAGAUGACCUUCAUGUGCUGACAGUUAUUUCAGCCUUACAAGGCUUUGUGGUGACCCAGCUGGUGACUUCCUGUGGUUCUGAUGGGCACUCAAUGGCCCUAACUGAAAGUGGUGAGGUCUUUAGCUGGGGAGAUGGUGAUUAUGGCAAACUCGGCCAUGGGAACAGCGACAGGCAACGGCGGCCCAGGCAAAUUGAGGCCUUACAAGGAGAAGAAGUGGUGCAGAUGUCUUGUGGCUUCAAGCAUUCAGCAGUGGUAACUUCAGAUGGCAAACUGUUUACCUUUGGGAAUGGUGACUAUGGUCGUUUGGGUCUUGGAAACACUUCUAACAAAAAACUUCCAGAAAGAGUGACUGCGCUGGAGGGAUAUCAAAUUGGACAGGUGGCUUGUGGCUUAAACCACACUUUGGCGGUGUCAGCAGAUGGCUCCAUGGUGUGGGCUUUUGGAGAUGGGGAUUAUGGAAAAUUGGGAUUAGGAAAUUCCACUGCGAAAUCAUCUCCUCAGAAAGUUGAUGUCCUUUGUGGAAUUGGAAUAAAAAAGGUUGCUUGUGGAACUCAAUUUUCUGUUGCAUUGACCAAAGAUGGUCAUGUGUAUACAUUUGGUCAAGAUCGUUUGAUAGGCUUACCAGAGGGUCGUGCCCGAAACCAUAAUCGACCACAGCAAAUCCCUGUCCUGGCUGGGGUGAACAUUGAAGACAUAGCAGUUGGAGCUGAGCAUACACUUGCUUUGGCGUCAAAUGGAGAUGUAUAUGCCUGGGGGAGUAAUUCAGAAGGGCAGCUUGGGCUAGGUCACACCAACCACGUUCGAGAACCAACCCUGGUAACAGUUUUGCAAGGGAAAAACGUUCGUCAGAUUUCUGCUGGCCGCUGCCACAGUGCCGCUUGGACAGCACCACCUGUCCCGCCAAGAGCACCAGGUGUGUCAGUACCCCUGCAACUAGGCCUGCCUGAUGCAGUGCCCCCCCAGUAUGGAGCACUGAGGGAGGUGAGCAUUCACACUGCCCGGGCCAGACUCCGACUGCUGUAUCACUUCUCUGAUCUCAUGUACUCGUCCUGGAGACUGCUGAACCUCAGCCCUAACAACCAGAACAGUACAUCUCACUAUAAUGCUGGAACAUGGGGCAUUGUACAGGGACAACUUCGACCUUUGUUAGCCCCACGAGUCUAUACUCUCCCAAUGGUGCGCUCCAUAGGAAAAACCAUGGUUCAAGGAAAAAACUAUGGACCUCAAAUUACUGUAAAAAGGAUAUCAACCAGGGGACGAAAGUGUAAGCCCAUCUUUGUCCAAAUAGCAAGACAAGUAGUUAAGCUGAAUGCAUCAGACCUCCGUCUGCCUUCCCGGGCAUGGAAAGUAAAGCUGGUUGGAGAAGGAGCUGAUGACGCUGGAGGAGUAUUUGAUGACACAAUCACAGAGAUGUGCCAGGAACUUGAAACUGGUAUUGUUGACCUUCUUAUACCUUCUCCCAAUGCCACUGCAGAAGUAGGUUACAAUAGAGACAGGUUCCUUUUUAACCCCUCUGCUUGCCUUGAUGAACACUUAAUGCAGUUUAAGUUCUUGGGAAUUUUAAUGGGGGUUGCCAUUCGCACCAAGAAGCCUCUGGACCUUCACUUGGCCCCUCUGGUGUGGAAGCAGCUGUGCUGCAUCCCACUCACUCUGGAAGACCUGGAGGAAGUGGAUCUGCUCUACGUGCAGACUCUGAACAGCAUUCUUCACAUUGAAGACAGUGGGAUUACAGAGGAGAGUUUCCAUGAGAUGAUUCCUCUUGAUUCUUUUGUUGGCCAGAGUGCUGAUGGCAAAAUGGUCCCCAUAAUCCCUGGUGGAAAUAGUAUCCCACUCACAUUUUCCAAUAGGAAGGAAUAUGUGGAGAGGGCCAUUGAAUAUCGACUUCAUGAGAUGGACCGACAGGUGGCUGCUGUCCGAGAAGGGAUGUCCUGGAUUGUCCCGGUGCCGCUGCUGUCCCUCCUCACAGCAAAGCAGCUGGAGCAGAUGGUGUGUGGCAUGCCGGAGAUCUCUGUGGAAGUCUUGAAGAAAGUGGUGCGGUACCGGGAGGUGGAUGAACAGCAUCAACUUGUCCAGUGGUUCUGGCACACACUGGAGGAGUUCUCCAAUGAGGAGCGCGUGCUCUUCAUGAGGUUUGUGUCUGGAAGAUCUCGACUACCAGCCAACACUGCUGACAUUUCUCAGAGAUUUCAAAUCAUGAAGGUUGAUAGGCCUUAUGACAGUCUGCCUACCUCACAGACCUGCUUCUUCCAGCUGCGGCUGCCCCCCUACUCCAGCCAGCUGGUCAUGGCUGAGCGCCUGCGCUACGCCAUCAACAACUGCCGCUCGAUCGACAUGGACAACUACAUGCUCUCAAGAAACGUGGACAAUGCUGAGGGCUCUGACACCGACUACUGACCACCCCCCUUUUUUCAAUGAUGUUCAGUUCCAAUUUAAUGUUGAUAUACUUUUAUGGUAACUACAUAGAUGUUUUAGGAGCAUAAACUGAUAUUAUGAACAGUGGCCACACUUAGUUAUUUUAAGUGUAACAAAGAAAUUAGAUGUUUUUAUUUUUCUGUGAUUGUACAAAAAAAAAUACAAGUGCUCUCAGUCAGGUUUCUCCUUCCAUAUUUUUGGUCACUUUUGAUAAGUUUGCAUGGAACCAUUUUGGUGCAUUUUUAGUUGGGAAUGGUACAUUUUUGUAAACCCACCCAGUGAACAUGGAAUUGUACAUUGUGUAUAAUUGUUCAUUAGAAAGGACAGUUUUACAUGAAUAUUCAUAUAUUUAUUUUGUUUUAAUUUGAAUUGCCUGUGCAGGGUUCCUUAUGCAGAGAAAUAAAGCUGAUACA